AUGCGAAUUGCGACUUGGCCUUUCGUCCUCUCGCUGUUUCUUUUUGGGGUAUGUGCCAAUCAUUUUUGACAUUGACGUUUCGUUUUUUUCUUCAGACGACAGCGAUUCAUGGUGCAUCAGAUGAGAAUGAACUUAUAGGACAUCCAGAGAUCAAAUGCAAUGCGGAUACAAUUGACAUGCAGUUCAAAACUAAAAAACAGUUUUCAGGCAACUUUUUUUGUUAUUUUGAAUGAUUUGAUUUACAAUCAGAGUUUUCGAAAUAUUCUUCUGCGAGUGACCCAAACGACGAAGUUUUGAAAAUCGAAAAUUGUAAUUUCCAGGAAAAGUCUACGUGAAAGGUAGUUUCAACCGACCAGAGUGCCGGGUAGACUACAGUUCCCACGACAAAGAUGGAAGGCCAUUGGGAGGAAUCAAACUCAACCACGGCGCUUGCAACAUGGACCGCCAAAGAAUGGUUAAGAGAAAUCAUCGCUACUGAAAAUAAGAAGCAGUCUCAGAUAGCGCCUGAAGGAAUGAUGUUUUCAACCAUUUUGAUUAUCAGUUUUCAUCCGGUUGGUUCAAAAAUUUCGCAUUGGAUAAAAUCUAAAUUUGGAAAGGAAUAAGAAUUUUUCAAUUUUAAACAUUGAUUCAACGUUUUUUCAAGCGAAGAGCUAUGAAAUUCGGAAAACAAUUGAUGAAUCUUCACAUUGUAAGAGUUUCUUUGUAACGCUACUGCGUCCGUAUCUACGUUUGAUAUGUGGUGCGCUUGUACGCAUCUGCUCUCUGUUAAUAAUUUUUGUCAUUUAUAUUAUUUAGGAUAAAAGUUCUGAACUUUUUUCUAGGAUGCUGAAGUCUCGGGUUUGAUAAAAUUAUUUUUAUUUGAUUUCCUUCAAUGAUUUUUUCCAGCUUUUCUUGACACGGAUGGACAAAGCCUAUCACAUAAAGUGUAUGUACAAAGAAGCGGCUCGAACUGUGACUGCAGCAAUUGACGUCAGGUGAGUAUUUCAGACUUUUUAACUUAUUUACAUCGCAACUCGACCAAUCUUUAUGACUUCUAAGGUUUGGAACUUUGAGAACUUGAAAAUAGAAGGUUUCAUAGAGCCUUGUGUAUUCAAAGGAAGAGAAUUUUCUAUUGAAUGAUUGAAAAUGCGUGAGGAACGUGUCGCCGACUGGGCCCCGGAGCCUCUCCUAAAAGGACGGAUCCUAAGCGGGACAACUCCGGGGUAGAUGGCGUUGAUCCCAGAUAAAUUUGGUUCAUCAUCAUCAAACAAACGCUUCAUAUACAAAAUCUUUAUAAUCUGGUUAUUACACGAAAAGACCGGAAAUACAGCUAGGAGGUGAGGUACAAAUCACACAUGUACAAAAAACCCAUACACCAGAAAAAUGGGAAAAACACGUGUUCCUAGUUGUCGAAAAGAUCCCUAGCUUAACCUAGCCUGGAUUGUGACUACCUUUCAAAAGAUUCCUAGUCCUGAUAUCCUGAGUGCUAAUUAGCCAACGAUUAGAACUAAACCCUGGGGACGCAUUCCAUCUAAGAAAGAAAUUGUCCCCGGCCAACGUGGGUAAAUUCCAAUGAAAACUAAAUCCGAAAUCUCAAUCCAAAAACAGAUGAGUAAAGUCCUAGUGUUCAAAUUGAACGAAAAAUGAGGUCCUGUCCAAGCAUGGAAUAACAAGGGAGAGCGGGAAACCAAGGGAGCUCAGCUCAACCAAAAACUCUACAUUAACCGAGUUUGCCAGUCAAGCAACCAAACAAAAGUUGCGACUGAGGAGACUCUUCCCUAAAAACCUUUCCAUUCGUUUCCCGCUCUUUUUUAACGAAGAAACAAAAAAUUUAAAAAAAAGAUCAAAAAAACUAUUAAUUUUGACCGCCGCGCCGUGGGCGCUUCCUCGUCCCUUGGUUCACCCCUUGAGGGAUCGUGCAGCGCGGUUGCUCGCAACUGCACUGGAAAAUUCCUUUUUAACCUUUAACCUAAGUUUCUUUUAAAAUCCUUUUGAUUUGUCCUUUUAUUUCCUAAAUUUCUAAUCCUGUUACAAACGUAGUACAUUCGAGGCUCAUUCAUAUCAUCAUCGAAGUUGAAUACAGUUCGUUCAAAAACUGGCUUCAAACAAACCACUCGACAGACGAGAAAGUCGGGUUUACGAUGCGUUGCAAAUCGUUUUUAUCCCUGAACCAUGCAAUGUUCAUCUCUUUUUUUGUAUCGCACGCAAAUUUUGAGACUAAUAUUCAUGCAAAUCGUUGCGAAUCGUCCAUCAUGAUUUUGAAUAGAAUGCAAUAUUUUUUGAACUUCUAUACAAUAUUAGUGUUAAGGUGACCAUUCAUAUUGACUUUUGAAUUUAUCUUUUUUCAGCAAUCUUCCAACGGAAUCAGUUUCAUCGAACCUUGCGAUGCCCACAUGCAGCUACACUAUAAGGAAAGACCAACUGGAUGGUCCAAUUCUCAGAUACGCCAAAGUGGGAGAUCAAGUUGUUCACCGGUGGCAAUGUGAUUCAGGUGAGUCUUUGAAAAAGAUCAAUAAUAAUCUCAUUUCUACCCGUCCUGUACACAUUAAAUGGCCUCUCUAAAUCAUUUUCAUGCAUUUCAGAGGAGUACGGAGUUCUGGUCCACAGCUGUUACGUGGAAGACGGUCAAGGAGAAAAGCAGAUGAUUGUGGACGAAAGAGGGUUGUUCAUAAUCUUUCUAUUUUUUAAGAACUUCAGUUUCAAGAUGUCAUACUGAUCACUUGCUUCUGGGUGACCCAACCUAUGUUGAAGCUCUUAAUAUGGCCUAUCGUGAAUCUUUCGUUUUCAAGUUUGCCGAUCGCAUAGCUGUUCGAUUUCAAUGCGAGAUUCGCCUUUGUCUCAAAGACGAUGGCGGAUGUGAUGGCAUAACGGUGAGAAUAUAAAUUUUAUUUAUCCUCUUCAGUACUUCGAACCGCCUUCGUUAUGCAUUUUCUUCUGUUUUUUUUUUUGAAAUUGUUUCAUGUAUCCAUAUGAAAAUGGCAUACUUUGUUGGAUAAGUUGGAAAAGGGUAAACAAAAUGAAACGAUUUUUGUAAAAAUUACAAGCAAAAGUGUUUCCAGCCGCCGCUAUGUCUUUACAAAGGCCCUCCACUGGACGAAGAGAUUGAAGCAAAAAUGGUUUUGUUUGAAUACCAAUAUAAAGAUGACGAUUUGGUUCCAGAGAAAAAAGCGUUCGAAAACUUUCAAGCCGAGGGAUGCAGACAUGUUUUCGCAAACAGUUUAUGUGAUGGACCAAGACGGCGACGAAAGUACGAUGCAUGGUUCUGAAUCUUCUAUUUUUGUUGGUCAUGAUCUAUUUACUCUCAGAACAACUUCGAGACGGCGAGUCGGUUUGCUUCACUCCAACGCUCUUCACUUCGAUAGUUUCUUCUGUCACACUCCUCUUGGUGUUUUUGACAUCUGUAGUUGGUUUUCUUGCGUACAAAAGAUACUUCUCUGACAAAUCAAUAAAUGUUGUCAAAAGCUUUUUCUGA
Molecule: messenger RNA, 3451 nt
Organism: Caenorhabditis auriculariae
Lineage: Eukaryota; Metazoa; Nematoda; Chromadorea; Rhabditida; Rhabditidae
Source: the annotation of a GenBank genome assembly